This is a messenger RNA of Peromyscus maniculatus bairdii (prairie deer mouse), 1043 nucleotides long. Its product is annotated as paired immunoglobulin-like type 2 receptor beta. NCBI's taxonomy places the organism in Eukaryota, Metazoa, Chordata, Mammalia, Rodentia, Cricetidae. Gene Ontology annotation, molecular function: MHC class I protein binding. The record is from RefSeq and is a predicted model, not a curated record.
UCUCUAGAGGUGUUGUGAAAACAGUAAUUACAGGCCACAUAGGAAAUGGGUAAGACUGGAUAAGACACAAGGUCAAGAAGUAAGAGAGAAGAGCCAGGCAUACAAAGGUCAAUUCCACAUCUUCCAGCUAAAAAUAUGGGCUGAGCUCAAUGUCAGAGCCACCCUGUCAGUGACCACAGGGCAGAUCUUCUGCAGCAUGGGAAAGAAGAAGCCAGAAUCAUGAAGAAAGUUGCUGGACACAAGGAGGUGGAGAUGGGGAGGUCCUGCCCCACUCUGUCCUCCACAUGAGAAGGUCCAGUGCAUCUGGGUCAUCUUAUCAUUAUUCUCUUGACUCCUGAGCACCCCAGGGUCCCUGCACAGGGCUCCUCUCCUAUCUGAUGGCUCUGCUGGUCUCACUUCCGGGAGGGAAUCAGGCCAUGGCUUGGAUCCUGCUUCUGCUAAUGUCAGCUGCUUGUCUGCAAGCUGGUUACUCAGCAGGAUACAACAGAGAAAGACCCUUUGGGGUCAACCAACCAGCACACCUCUCUGGUGUCCAGGGCGGCUCCAUCAAGAUCCCCUUCUCCUUCUACUUCCCCUGGAAGUUGGCAGAGGAACCACAGAUGAAGAUUCUCUGGAGAUGGAAGAACUUCUUUGGGGAAACUAUCUACAACUCCUCUUCGGGUUUCAUACAUGAGCAUUUCAAGAACCGUCUCAUCCUGAACUGGACACAGCCUCAGACAUCUGGAGUCCUCAGAAUCCUGGACUUGAAGGAGAAGGACCAGACAGUGUACUUCUGCCGAGUUAGUCUGUACACGAGUGAAGGCAUGGAGAGGUGGCAGUCAAUUCCUGGGACCCAAAUCACAAUCACUCCUGGUGAGCACAUCCCAGGUCAGAUCCACCCCACCCCCAGCCUCAGCUCUUCCCUGAUGGCCCAGUCUCCUGCUCCUUUCUCCAAACUGACUACCGCCCUGCCCACCCCACCCUCGUUGACACAAAUCCACGUGGAUCUGGCCUCUCCAGGACGGAGCAGCCUUCACCUGGUCCUGUGUCAGGGUCUCCGUUAG